Messenger RNA from Ochlerotatus camptorhynchus, 1563 nucleotides. RefSeq names its product sodium channel protein Nach-like. Gene Ontology annotation, molecular function: ligand-gated sodium channel activity. Gene Ontology annotation, cellular component: plasma membrane. Gene Ontology annotation, biological process: sodium ion transmembrane transport. The transcript is spliced from 6 exons. The record is from RefSeq and is a predicted model, not a curated record. NCBI's taxonomy places the organism in Eukaryota, Metazoa, Arthropoda, Insecta, Diptera, Culicidae. The coding region runs from base 22 to 1563 and encodes 513 amino acids.
GGAGUAGUCUUUACGAUUACAAUGAUGGAACUUUCAUGGAUUCGGUUCAAGAGUACUCCCACGAUUACCACGAUUGAGACUACAACUUAUCCUAUUUGGAAUGUCGCUUUUCCGGCGGUGACGAUUUGCAACAUCAACAAGGUGGAUAGAAGCAGAACGAGCAGUAUCAUAGAAGCGCUAAUAAGGCGCGGUAUGUCACGGCAGGAUGCAAACGACGUACUCAUAUCGAUGGCCAGCCUGGUAAACUUCGAAUCAACCAACGCAUCGUACGAAAAUGAGGGAAUGCUUGGAGGUCUUGGUUACACGCCGGCGAAGAUGCUCCUAGAGCUGAACCAACCCUGUGAAUCGCUGAUCAAGUACUGCUACUGGCUCGGGACGGAGGUAUCCUGCGCCAAGUUCUUUCAGACCACAAAAACCCACGUCGGAUUCUGCUGUUCGUUCAACGUCGACAAAUCCAUGUACGUCGAUAAUAAAUCUCCGAUGCGAUCGUUCCCUCCUCCCAACAUAAGGCUUUCCGGUGCCGGCAAGAACGUCGGUCUGUCCGUCAUGGUGGACAUCGCCCCGGAGAAGUACAUGGCACCCACGAAAUCGUACUACGGGGCAGAAGUAUUCGUUCACAGUCCGAGAGAUUUUCCGGCGGAUUCGGAUUUCGAAGACACGUUGCAACCCGGAUGGGAUGUGGAUUUUUGUGUCACGCCGAUCCCAAUCGAAAGCAGCGAUUCCCUGAAACGGGUUCCAUUACAGCAGAGACAGUGCUUCAUGCCGAACGAAGGGACGUUGCAGUCACACAAUAGGUUCAGUCUGAACUUGUGCAUGUCCGAGUGUCGGUUGAGAACGAUCAUCAAGCUUUGCAGUUGUGUGCCAUUUUUCUAUGCUGAUUUUAAUAUCUCAGAAGUAGAGGGAGUUAGCAUAUGCACUCUGAAGAACGUGAACUGUCUCAGACAUUUCAGAAAAUACUUUUUCAGCCUAAAGCCACCGAGAGAGUUAGCGGAAGAACAUUUAAAUUUAGAUCUGGGAAUGGACUGCAACUGUAUGCCAUCGUGCACUUUUCUGAAUUAUAAAGUCCAAAGCAUCUCUAGUAGGAGAUUUAGCGGUCCAUUUACUUCGUCUUACUUUGGCGGCCGCAACGUAUCCACCUACGCAACGCUGCACGUUCACUUCAAGGACCUGUACUGCGUCAAGUACCGUCGAGAAGCAUUCAUGACCUGGGACUCGCUGCUGGCUUCGUUCGGUGGGAUCUUCGGUUUGUGCAUGGGAGGAUCGGUGCUGAGCAUCGUUGAACUGUUCUACUACUGUGCUGUGAAACCAUUUGCUUUGUACAGUGCUAGGCGAAGAGCUGGCAGCGGAAACCAGCUAAGGCAGACUCGGGCGAAUUCUAGUCGACUGUUCAGACCAAGUCGGUAUCCGGUUGGAUUCUUCAAGCGCAGGAAUGUCAUCUUACGGGAGAGAACGAGUGGACGGGGAAAGAGAAAUAUUGCAAUCGUUUCGCCACAGAUGGGAUUCCCGUAUGGGACGCAAAACGGACAGACCACCGGAGAUCCAAAUAGUGUGUUUUUGUUUUAG